AUGAAGAUCCUCACCAAAGAGGAAGAAGCAGAGCACUACCGCGAAACCCUCAAAGGCGGCUCCCUCGGCGGCGUUCUCGGCCUAGGCGUCGGCUUCGCAGGCGUCGCGCUCGCCUCCCAACGCUACCACUUCAUCCGCACCCUCACCCUACCCCUCAAAGCCUUCCUCGUAACCUCCUCCGGCACUUUCGCCGGGAUUGUCACCGCCGACCACUUCUCUCGCGCUUAUGAGUUCAAACGAAACCCCAAGAACGUCGAAUAUGCGGAGCGGAACCGGGAAUUGCAUGCUGAGCAGGAGGCGGGAAAGACGUUUGCUGAGAGGGGGCUGGAGUGGGCGAGAGCUGAGAGGUAUAAGAUUGUGGGCGGGAGCUGGAUUUUGAGUAUGGUCACGGCGUUUGCGAUUGUUAAUCGCGAUAAGUACCUCACGGGGGCGCAGAAGAUCGUGCAAGCUAGGGUGUACGCGCAGUUUUUGACGUUGGGUGUGUUGGUGGCCUCGGCGGCGUUUGAGAUUUCGGAUCAGAGGAAGCAGCAAGGACGGUAUGAGACGGUCAAAUACGUCGACCCCAACGAUCCCGAGCAUAAGAGGGUGCUGGAGAAGCAGGUUGAGGUUGGUGGAAAGGGAAGUGGGAGUGCGUAUGGAGGUCAGAGGGAGGACAGACAAGGGAGGGAUCUGUGGAAGGAUAUGGUGGAGUCGGAAGAGGAGAGGAUCAAGGCGCGGGAAAAGGAUGAGAAGCGAUUGAGAGGGAAUGGACAUGAGAAGCAUAAGAAGGGUGGGAAGAAGGAGGAAAAGGAGGACAAGAAGAAGGAUGACGAGAGUGAGGACGAGGACGAGGGAAAGGAUGACAAAAAGGACGAUAAGAAAGAUGCGAAGAAGGAUAGCAAAAAGGACGACAAGAAGGAUGAUAAGAAGGAGGAGAAGAAGGACGACAAAAAGAAGUGA
Molecule: messenger RNA, 939 nt
Organism: Cyphellophora attinorum
Lineage: Eukaryota; Fungi; Ascomycota; Eurotiomycetes; Chaetothyriales; Cyphellophoraceae
Product: Respiratory supercomplex factor 2, mitochondrial
Exons: 1
Coding region: 1-939 (312 amino acids)
Biological process (GO): mitochondrial respiratory chain complex IV assembly
Cellular component (GO): mitochondrial inner membrane
Source: RefSeq, a predicted model, not a curated record